Molecule: messenger RNA, 2104 nt
Organism: Staurois parvus
Lineage: Eukaryota; Metazoa; Chordata; Amphibia; Anura; Ranidae
Source: the annotation of a GenBank genome assembly
AUGUUCUGCACGAAGCUGAAGGAUCUGAAAUUGUCUGGGGAAUGCCCCUUCUCUAUGCUGAGCCAGCCAUCGGAGGACGAUGAAGUGCCGGCCAGUGCGGCAGCUGGAGCCCCGAUCUGCAGCGAGGAGUCCGGCGUAGUGCGGCACCGAAGAGCCGCCGAGGAGCCUCCGCAGAGGAAGAGCAGCCGCACCAGGGUCUACCUGCACACUUUAGCGGAGAGCAUCCACAAGUUAAUCUUCCCCGAGUUUGACAGACUGAAUCUUGCUCUUCAAAGAACAAUCACAAGACAUAAAACAAAAUGUAGCACAAACAGAUCUGCUUGCAGUACAUUUAAGCUGCCUGGCAUGCCAGUGUGUGGAAAAGUUGGGAAGGAAGAUUUUGAGAAAAUUUUGAUAAACCAGUCAAAUGCAGCAGGAGUUCCUGUGGACGAUGUUAAAAAAUCUAUAGGAGAAGAACUUUUCAAACUAUGUUAUGAAGAAGAUGAACAUGUUUUGGAAGUUGUUGGAGGGUCACUGAAAGACUUUUUAAACAGUUUUAGCACACAUUUAAAACAAAGUGGACAAAGCAGAACACAGGAAGAUGGGGGUGGACUUCAAGAAGGGUCAAUCUUGUGCCUAGAAAAAGACCCAGAUUACUUAAAUGUCUACUAUUUCUUCCCAAAUAAUGUAACAAGAUUGAUUUUACCAGGGAUUAUUAAAGCAGCAGCAUAUACACUAUAUGAAACAGAUGUGGAAGUGAAGUUGAUACCACAUCGUGAUAACGAUAGUAGUGACUUUAUCAAAGAACCCUAUCUUUUAUACUCUGUGGAGGUCAAAAAUACCAAACCAUCCUUGUCUCCAUGUAAACCACAGUCAUAUGUGGUUAUCCCAGCAGCUAUCUUCUGCAAGACUUUCCCUUUCCAUUUUAUGUUUGAUACAGACAUGAAUAUGCUACAGAUUGGUAAUGGAGUAAAGAAACUGCUCAACAGAAAGGACAUUCCUGGGAAAACCAACUUUGAAGAAAAUUUUGAAAUAAUUUUCCCCAAAGAUAAGCAGUACUUUUAGUGCUAUCAUGACUAUGUUGAAUAUGCAGUUUACUGUAAGAGUUAAAAGAUGGGACACAACCAUUGAGAAUUCACCAGAGACAAUGAAUUUGAAAGGCCAGAUGAUCUAUGUUUUUGAAUCCAGCGCCAUUUUAUUCCUGGGGUCACCAUGUGUGGAUCGGCUAGAGGAUUUUACAGGACGUGGUCUUUACCUUUCAGACAUUCCCAUCCAUAAUGCGUUGAGGGAUGUUGUGCUGAUUGGAGAGCAAGCCAGAGCACAAGAUGGGCUGAAGAAGCGGUUGGGGAAGCUGAAAGCUACACUUGAACUUGCUCAUCAGGCUUUGGAGGAAGAGAAGAAGAAAACUGUUGACCUUCUAUUCUCUAUCUUUCCUGGUGAAGUUGCCCAGCAGUUGUGGCAAGGGCAAACUGUGCAAGCCAAGAAAUUUAGCAAUGUGACAAUGCUUUUUUCUGACAUUGUAGGCUUCACUGCAAUAUGUUCUCAUUGCUCACCCAUGCAAGUUAUUACCAUGCUUAACGAACUAUAUACACUUUUUGAUUUCCAGUGUGGAGAACUGGAUGUGUACAAGGUGGAAACUAUUGGGGAUGCUUACUGUGUGGCAGGAGGAUUACACAAAGAAAGUGAGACACAUGCUUUUCAGGUUGCAUUGAUGGCAUUAAAAAUGAUGGAACUCUCGGAUACAGUAAUGUCUCCUCAUGGUGAGCCCAUCAAGAUGCGUAUUGGGCUGCAUUCUGGUUCAGUGUUUGCUGGGGUCGUAGGAGUAAAAAUGCCACGCUAUUGCCUUUUUGGAAACAAUGUCACUCUUGCCAAUAAAUUUGAGUCAUGCAGUGAGCCAAGGAAUAUCAAUAUCAGUCCUACUACAUACAGUUUGCUUAAGGAUUACAAAGGGUUCAAUUUCAUCUCUCGGUCUAGAGAAGAUCUUCCACCAAACUUUCCAUCAGACAUUCCUGGCAUCUGUUACUUCCUCGAAGCUUCUGAUCAAGAUCUGCUGACCAAGACUUGGCGCCAAAAAAAGACUCUCGAAGAUUCACAUUUUGAUUCACAUUUCAACAAAACGAAAUAA